Messenger RNA from Pan troglodytes (chimpanzee), 2689 nucleotides. RefSeq names its product F-box protein 47 (gene FBXO47). Bases 329 to 1687 code for a protein of 452 amino acids. The record is from RefSeq and is a predicted model, not a curated record. The transcript has 12 exons. Lineage: Eukaryota; Metazoa; Chordata; Mammalia; Primates; Hominidae. Gene Ontology annotation, molecular function: protein binding.
ACACUAUUCUAGAGGCCGCGGGGACGCCUGGUGGGUAGGACUGCAGCUCCGGAGCCUACGGGAGUGUGACCGUCUCGCCUCCUGGCGGGAAGCUCUUGAGGAGAUAUUUUCUUUUCUAAACACUAAGAAAUUUGAGGAUGGUGGGGCAAAACGACUAACUCCCACUUUCCUGUGACUCUGUAGCCGGAAAAACUGUCAAAAUCUGUGUAGAGAAGGGGUUUCACCGUGUUAGCCAGGAUGGUCUCGAUCUCCUGACCUCGUGAUCCACCGGCCUCAGCCUCCCAAAGUGCUGAGAUUAAGGCGAUAAAUUUAUGAGACAAGAAGAAGAAUGGCAUCCAGAAUAAAUACAAAUUUCACUUUGAUUCCCAACCAGAAACUUAGACGUAGUAAUCGUCAAAGCAGCUGUUAUUCCAAGACCCUUGGCUCAGGCUUUCAACCCAUAUCAACAUUUGGAAAUUUUAAAGCCUUACCAUUGGAAAUAUUCCAGAUAAUUUUAAAAUAUUUGUCAGUGAAGGAUAUCAGCAUGCUAAGCAUGGUGUCCAAAACAGUCAGCCAACACAUUAUUAAUUAUAUCUCAACCUCAUCAGGAAGCAAAAGACUUUUACUACAGGACUUUCAUAACCUUGAGCUGCCUGACAGGAGACAAGACUCUGCUAUACUGGAGCACUACAGAUCUCUAGGUCUACUGUUUAAAAGAUGCACAUUGCUGCUACCCACCAAGGAAAGGCUAAAAUACAUUCACAAGAUACUCACAGAAGUUUCCUGCUUUAAAUUCAAUGGCUGUGCAGCUCCUAUGCAGUGUUUAGGAUUAACAUGUUAUGGCAUGUUUUUACAGACCUUAACAGCAGGUUGGGAUGAACUUGAGUGCCAUCGCGUUUAUAAUUUCUUAUGCGAACUGACUAAUCUCUGCCGCAAGAUGCAAAUGGCUGUCUGCAGCAAACCAGGAAGUGCCCGAAAACUGGAGUUAAGAAUCAGGCUCUUCUGUAGGAAUGUCCUCCUUGAUCAUUGGACACAUCGAAGUGAUUCUGCUUUUUGGUUGACACGAAUAUUAAAACCAUGGCCAAUGGUGAAUCAGGCAAGAUUACUGUAUAUCAUCUUUGGGCCAAUAUCUCCUCAAGAUGGACAGGUGGUUUGGCAGGAAAUGAUAGAAGAACCUACAGAUGAAUUCAGUCUGAAAGGUUUGGCUGAUGCCAUUAAGUUACUAUAUGACGCUAGCACUAAAGAGUGGACAGCAGAUGAUGUUAUCAGUCUUGUAGAUGAACUAUCAGUGGUUCCCCGUGAGUGGCUUCUAGAGAAUAAUGCACGUCUCCUAAUGCUAAGUGGAAACAACAUCUGUUUCAGUUUCAUGGCUAGUAAAGCUGUGAAUGGAAGGACCAUUGAACUGGCAAGGCUCGUAGUCUUUUUGGCUUUGGUGUGUGAGAAAGAACUGUACUGCAUGGAUUGGACAGUUAAAAUGAUGCAAAAAGUCUGCAAAGUCUUUAGCACUCCAGUAGAAAGAAAGAACUUCCUGCAGAAUGUGGCAAAUGCAUUUGCAUGUGUUAUAAUGGAAAUGCUGCAAUCAAUUAUGUCUGGAGACCGUGAUGAAGAUGACAGAAGCUUUUUGAAUUUGUUCCAUCUUGUACAUGCUCAGGCUAACUUCCAUAAGGAGGUCCUGUAUUUGACCAUGAAUACUCCUUUGUCUACCUAAAUCCUCAGAAAGCCUUGCCUUUAGAGAACGUCACUGAACGAGUGAUUAGAGGAGUGCUACUUUUUCACUCAAAAAAUAGCAUCCAUGGGACUUUUUAUCAUCUAAGUAACCUAAGAAUUCAAAAGCUGGAUAGAAUUUUAGAAGCAACUACAUACAUCAUUAUUAAUAUAAAAAUAACAGGCAGACUCAAGAAUGUACCGAGAUUUCUCUGGAAAACAAGCUCUGCCUCUCCAGGUUUUAGUCAACCUAACACCAAACCAAAAUAGAAUGUUAGCUGUUCAAGAAUCUGGGACCAGCCAACCUGUAUGUAUGCAUUUUUGAAGCAAGAGAAAAUUCCAUUUUAUAGUUAGACCCAAAUUCACUAAAUAGUGUGUGUAUGUUCACUUUGUUUAAGUUGUAUAGACAUAGCCCAGAAUGUUUUGUGAAGAUUUGCAAUAUGGUGUUUUGGAAUGUGUAGAAUACAAAUCAUAGUUUUUACUACCUUCUUGGCAUAUGCUUACAAAGAACAUUAUAUUUUGUUCAUGUUUUACAUGAACUAAUGGAUAAAAAACAAAGUAUACAUAUAUGUCUAUAUAUAUAUAUAGACACACACACACAGAGACAUAUAUUUCCUUCUUUAAGAUAAUCAUACAAAAGGUCUAUACAUACAGGAAGGUAUAUAUUGUCUCAAUGCAAUCAAAUCAUCUUUUACUGGGGAUUCAAAUAAAAUGUAGCAAAUAAGAGAAAAAUAAAAUGAAAGAAAAUAGCUAUUCUGCUGCCAGAAUAAUCUUUACAAAUAGUUUUUACUUCUUCCUAAAGCUUUUCUCCCUAUCUUAAAAAGUGAGAUUUGUCUGGGCACAGUGGCUCACACCUGUAAUCCCAGCAAUUUUGGAGGCUGAGGCAGGAGGAUCCCUUGAGUCCAGGAGUUGGAGGCUGCAGUGAGUUAUGAUUGUACCAUUGCACUCCAGCCUGGUGACAGAGUGAGACCCUGUUUCUAAACAAAACAAAACAAAACAAAAUAAA